AUGAGAGACGGCAAGGAUGAGGUUCCGCCGCCGACACCCACCUCAGACAUCACCCCGUACCUUGGUCUCCGCGCCAGAUACUCCCAGCUCUGGUUCAACCGAUGGACCAUCCUCCUCUUGCUUGUGCUGGUCCACUUCCUCCUGACCAUAGGAAGUCUGACCGAUGGGCUCACUGAUGCCAAGGUCAAGGCGCUGUCGGCUUGCACCAAGGUCGAAGACAUCGGCAGCGCCAUGGCUUCGAUGCCGCACUACCUGUCCGUCGGCGUGAACCAGCUCACCGCGUCGAGCAUCACCCACGUCGUCCACGCCCUGAUGACCGUUCUCAACAUGAUCCUGACGGGAAUCGAGCAGCUGAUCCUCUUCGUCAUCGGCAUGAUGACCGACACCUACGUCUGCUUGGUUGCCAUGGUUGUCCACGGCGGCCUCAAUGCAUCCGCCGUCGCCGUCGAGAAAACCACCGCAGCCAUGAACGAGGUGAUCGAUAAGGUCUCCGACGGAGUCUCGAGCAAGGCUGAUGACAUACAAGGUGCCAUCCACACUCUCUAUGGAGCUGCGACGUCUGCAGCGGAUGCCUUGAACAAAGUGGGAGAUACGGCUUCAAAUGCAGGCAACGCUGUCAAAACCGGGGUUGCGGGUGCAGCCAACGCUGCUGAAACUCCGGCUACGGGUUGGUUAAGUCAUAUCGGCCACAGAGAUCUCGAAGGCGGAGAUGUCGUUGUUGAGGGAAGGGAUCUCGUCGUUGUCGAGGAAAGGGAUGUCGUUGUCAGCCGAAGCAUUACGAUACCACCGGAACCCCAAAUCAAAGACGAUAUCGUGAAUGCAAUGAAGGACUUGCACGACAUCAAUAUCGACACCAGCGGAUUCGUCGACGGCUUGAACGACCUCAACGACAAGAUCCCUACAUUUGACGAACUUAAGAACUUGACCGCCCAGGCUGUCGAUUUUCCCUUCAACCUUAUCCGACAAGAGCUGGACAAGGCCUAUGGAAACUGGACAUUCGACGACAGCGUCUUCCCUGUUGCCGACAAAAAGGCCCUAUCCUUCUGCUCCGAUAACAGCGGCCUCAACGAUUUCUUCGAAAAACUGUUCAAACUCGCCAGCGAGGCCAAGAUUGCCGCUGUCGUAGUGCUCUCCGCCCUGGCAAUAGCUGCCUGUAUUCCGAUGGCCUACAUGGAGAAGCGUCGUUGGCGUAGGCAGAAUGCAUAUGCUCGGAUCUUCUCUAAACACAGUUUCGACGGCCUGGAUGUUGGAUACAUGUAUUCGCGGCCUAUGACGGCAAGAGCUGGACUCGUCAUAUCGACCAAGAUCGCGGGCAAGGAUAACCAGGUACGAGGAAUAAUGACGCGUUGGGCGAUUGCAUACGCGACGUCUCUUCCCGCCAUAUUUGUCUUGUCACUCGCUUUGGCCGGCUUCUUUUCUUGUCUCUGCCAGAUCAUAUUGCUGAAGACGAUCGAGAAAGAAGUACCAGCCAUAACGCAAGAAGUCGCCAACUUCGCCAAUGAGACAGUGGGUGCCCUGGUCAAUGUUUCGGCUGAAUGGGCGCACGACGCGAACGGCGUCAUCACCUCCUUCAGCAACGAAAUCAACGACGACAUUCUGGGCAAAGUGACGAACGCCACCACGGCCGUCAACGACACGCUUAACACCUUCAUGAGCGAAAUAGACAAGGGUCUCAAUACCGCCUUCGGUAAUACGCUGUUCAAGGACUUCGCUGCAGACGCCGUUCGAUGUUUGCUCGGUCUCAAGGUUGAGGCAGUACAGAGGGGCCUCACCUGGGUGCACGACAAUGCCCACAUCAACUUCCCAUUGUUUGACGACGACAUAUUCUCUGCCGGUGCUGACAAGUCGGUCAAUGGCGACUCUGACCUCAAGACCUUCCUGGCCACGCCAAGCGCUGUUACCACCGACGAGGUUUCUGGCGCAGUAACUCACGUUACGACCUGGUUGUACAACAAUAUCGUACAGGAAGCCCUCAUCGCCACCGCACUGUUACUCAUAUAUGUCGUUGUUGUCCUCGGAGGCGUCAUCUACGCCAUGGGCAUGAUGGUGGUGCCGCCAAAGUCACAGGACAACAUGCCCAACCCGCCCAUGUCACCGGGCUUACCCAGAUCGAAGAGCGAGUCACGUAUGUCUGAUUCGCGAAACGGAACGGUGUGGGCUGGCCAGGUGACAGAACACCCUCCAGCCAGGACUAGGAUGAGUCGCCAGGCCACGUUCGAGGACGAGAAGCGGUAG
Messenger RNA from Anthostomella pinea, 2235 nucleotides. The record is from the annotation of a GenBank genome assembly. Lineage: Eukaryota; Fungi; Ascomycota; Sordariomycetes; Xylariales; Xylariaceae.